GCCGACGGCUCAUAUAUAAGCAGCUCCGACCCAAAUUUGCAUUGUCCACGGUCCCAAGAGCCAUUCAAAAAUGACUGAAGGCCACAUUGAACCCAAACCUCAUCCUUCGCUGAAUCUGCCACCUCACGGCUCAAUUGUCACCGUGAAGAUCAUCAACACGACCAGUGACCUAGUGUGCGGUUCAGAUGGUUUCAUCCAACCAGUCCUUGAGGGCCAUGAAGUUCUCAACCUUCCAACUUUCGCUUUCCUUAUCGAGAACGAGACACUCGGCAAGACGAUCUUGUUCGACCUUGGUGCACGGAAGGACUGGUGGAAUUUGGCACCCAGUGUGCAGAAAGUGCUGAAGAUGAGCAUUAAGGGAUGCAAUAUUCGUCAGGGGAUUGAUGAGAUUCUCCAGAAGGGCGGUGUUCCUUUGGGCGAAAUCGAGUCCGUGAUCUGGAGUCAUUGGCACUGGGAUCACUGUGGUGAUAUGUCUUUGUUCCCUGGAUCAACUGAACUCGUCGUAGGCCCAGGCUUCAAAGGCGCCGUGAUGCCUGGAUAUCCGACAAAUCCGAACGGUGUUCUACUUGACAGUGAUUUCGAAGGACGCGAAGUACGGGAGAUUACCUUCGAGUCUGAUUUCAAGAUUGGACAGUAUCCAGCUCAAGACUUCUUCGGCGAUGGCAGCUUCUAUCUCCUCGAUGUACCAGGCCAUGCCGUAGGGCACAUUGCUGGUUUGGCACGGACCACGGCCAAUACAUGGGUCUUUAUGGGCGGAGAUGUCUGCCACUUUGGGGGCUCUUUCCGGCCUACUGCUUAUGCCCCCAUGCCUCAGGAGAUCCCGGCGGACGUACCGAUGGACCCGUGGUUUCCCAAACCCUGCCCGUGUACUUUCUUCACAGAUCUGCAUCCCAACCCGGACAAAGGCCUGGCACGUACCGAACCUUUCUUCCAGGUGACUCAGAAGGAACCGAGUUGGUAUAUCGAUCCUUCUACUGCGCAGCAGAGCAUCGAUAGGCUACAGGACUUUGAUGCAGACGAGAACGUAUUCGUUGCUAUUGCUCAUGAUUCUGGGCUUAUGCCCGUAGUAGAGUGGUUCCCUCAUGGGACAAUGAAUGACUGGAAAGAAAAAGGAUGGAAAGAGGCGAUUCACUGGGGUUUCGUGAAUGAUCUUCCUGUGAAAGGGAAAUCCGCCAAGCCGGAUCUUGCGCCGGGAAGAAUCCGAGACGGCAAGGUGGUCGAGUAAACUCGUGCCGGCUGAGGCUCUGUUAUGACGUAUGCUUACAACUGCUGUUACACCUGAUC
Messenger RNA from Saitoella complicata NRRL Y-17804, 1284 nucleotides. RefSeq lists its product as uncharacterized. Lineage: Eukaryota; Fungi; Ascomycota; Saitoellomycetes; Saitoellales; Saitoellaceae. The transcript is spliced from 2 exons. Bases 71 to 1225 code for a protein of 384 amino acids. The record is from RefSeq and is a predicted model, not a curated record.